AUGGCGAUUUUGGAAGCCACCCCAUUGAAAUGGAAGCAAAGCACUCUAUUAGGCACUUCUCGUCCUCCAUCAAAACCAUUGAGCUAUCAACUUUGCUUUGCUUCUAGUCCUUGUUUCAAGAACCCUAAGCCACCUCUAUGUUAUUCCCUGCCGACCGAGAAAAAGAGCCACUACUUCACCGCCUGCUCCAAAUCAGAUCAUCCCUCUCUGUCUCAGUGGUUCAAUGUUUUCAAAGAUAAUGGGGCAGCGGCAGCAAGCCGUAAUAGCACAACUCCCCUAAUUAGUAAUUUAUUGGAAAAGUCUGUCCAGGCUUUGAGGAAACCGGCAACAGCUGCCGUGCUGAUAGGUCUUUUAGUCUUGUACAACCCCAACUCAGCAGCCCUGGCUGCUCCGGUGGAUCGGGUUGGUGGAAGGCUGACAUCCAGAACUACGACCUCGUACUAUCCAUCUGAAGAGUCAUCGACCACUUCAGGUGACGUGGAUUCGCCGAUUCCGGUGACGGCAUGUCUCAACGGUGGAACGGACUAUGACAACCGCACUCUCCACCUCUCAGAGGUUCCUCGUGUGUCGUCGAUGGAGUUCCAGCCAUCACAGACGAGAUCGCCGAGAGAUAGGUACUGCGGCUAUGUUAAUUUGUCAAACACGAGGCGAGCGGUGCAAAUGGAUCUUAAUGAGAUCGCUGAAACUGCAGAUCCAUCUACGCAGCAGGGUUUGAUAUAUGUUCUGAGAGAUACAGCAGCAGCUCUACUUCGGCAACCUGAUUAUUGCAUUUCCGGUUACUCAUGUAUUACAAUUUUACUUGCUGCUCACGGCCAUAUGUCGUUCACUCGCGCUAUCACUGACACCAGGGAGUAG
This is a messenger RNA of Argentina anserina (silverweed cinquefoil), 855 nucleotides long. RefSeq lists its product as uncharacterized. The transcript is spliced from 8 exons. Gene Ontology annotation, cellular component: chloroplast. NCBI's taxonomy places the organism in Eukaryota, Viridiplantae, Streptophyta, Magnoliopsida, Rosales, Rosaceae. The record is from RefSeq and is a predicted model, not a curated record. Bases 1 to 855 code for a protein of 284 amino acids.